Ramularia collo-cygni is the source of this 1281-nucleotide messenger RNA. RefSeq names its product related to OrfH-unknown, trichothecene gene cluster. The transcript has 3 exons. Bases 1 to 1281 code for a protein of 426 amino acids. NCBI's taxonomy places the organism in Eukaryota, Fungi, Ascomycota, Dothideomycetes, Mycosphaerellales, Mycosphaerellaceae. The record is from RefSeq and is a predicted model, not a curated record.
AUGUCUAUUAAUACAGUCCAAGACGACACCUGGGAUCCUAAUUGGCGCGGCUUCAUUGGGACAACCUUUAUUGUGAUCCUCGAGGAGUUUCACUCGCUACUCCCCCAAACACUUCAGGAUAACAUGCUCCAAAGCCUUCACUUGAACGCCAUAGGCGAUACGUAUCGAGUCGGUGGUGUCGACGAUGAUAACCUCUACCCAGAGUACAGCAAUGCCGCAAUCAUGCACGCAACGGUCUCAGGUUGGGUGGGGAGGAAGACCGGCGAUACGAAUCUCACUGCCGAUGGUGAGAAGUGGGCCAGUGACAUCGUGGCUCUCUUCGAUCGAAACGGCACACUUUCAGAAUUUAAUGGUCCGACAUAUGCGGGUGUUUCACUAUUUGGGCUUACGCUCUGGGCGAAAUAUCUUCCUCAAGAUUCCGUCAUGGGGGCUAAUGGCGGGAGGAUGAUAACCGCAGUUUGGGAUAGUAUCGGCUCUUUGUAUAAUGCUAAUUUGAAGAAUAUCGCUGGACCAUGGGAUCGAAGCUACGGUUUCGACAUGAUCCGGUACCUCUCAAUCAUAUCACUCUACAUCUGGACACUCAUCGGCCUCCCCGCCUCGCCCCUAUACCACAACCCUCAAGCGGUAGCCCACACCGACGACUUUGAAAUCGGACCUCUAGUCGCGAUCCUCGCCCCAUUCCACUCCACAUUCGUCUCCCCAACCGCUCUAGCAUCCCUAACGACUUUUCCCGGAACACAUUUCGUCCACACAUCAGCAUAUUCCCCUUUUGCAGAUCUCGCACCAAGAAACUACACCACAUAUCUCUCCCCAGGCCUAACGAUCGGAGCGCAGAGUUUCAGCGAGAAUGUCAUUGGAGGACCGAGUAUUAAUCCCAGCCAAUUCAAUCCUGUGGUGGCACAGUGGGAGCGAGAAGAGGGAAAUAAUAGCAUUGGGUUCUUUUCGCUGUAUGCGCAGGAAAAGGCUUUGCAGGCUGAUGUUGGGGAGGGGAGAUUGGAACUUUGGUAUCCUGAGGGGAAUUGUUCGAGCACUUUUACGUUUCUUGUUAGUCCUAAUGAUAUUUCGGGUCCUAGGAAUGUGCGGUCUUGGGAAGAUGUUAAGGGGAUUUCGGUGAAUGUUUCUGCUGGGACGGUUGAUUUUGUGCCUACGAUUGCUUUUUGUGGGCUGAGAGGUGGACUUUGCGAUGCUAUCAAUGGCUUUGAUGUAUGGAAUAUCACGUAUUAUAUGCCGGAGGGCAGUACGGCGAUCCCUAGCAUCGUUCUUGAUAUUGCACUCGAAUAA